Molecule: messenger RNA, 915 nt
Organism: Clonostachys solani
Lineage: Eukaryota; Fungi; Ascomycota; Sordariomycetes; Hypocreales; Bionectriaceae
Source: the annotation of a GenBank genome assembly
AUGGAGAUGGAUAGCCACCUGCACCAACUUCCGCCGCCCCAAGAGGUCGGGGAAGAUACCCUGGGCGGAAUUGAUGGAUCUGUGCAUGUGGCCGAGAGUAACGGUUACCGCCACGGACAGAGCCAAUCACUAGACCGCGGUCUCGCGAACAGCACACACGAGGACAGCCCUCACCCGGAAGAUGACCACGCCGGCGCAUCCCACAACUCACGAUACACACCUCCGGUAUCAAACGGCCCGUCGUUAUCACGGCCUCCCAGCAGCAUGUCCAACCCCCAGACGCAAUCAUAUAACAACGAGCACAGGCAGCAGGGCGAGCAGCAGCCCCAGGGCCGCAAUCAUGUCGUCAUCAAGGUCGGCAUGGUCGGCGACGCCCAGAUUGGCAAGACCUCCCUGAUGGUCAAGUACGUCGAGGGCAGCUGGGACGAGGACUAUAUCCAGACUCUCGGAGUCAACUUCAUGGAGAAGACCAUCUCCAUCAGAAAUACCGAGAUCACCUUCUCCAUCUGGGAUCUGGGUGGCCAGCGCGAGUUCGUCAACAUGCUGCCCCUCGUCUGCAACGAUGCCGUCGCCAUACUCUUCAUGUUCGACCUGACUCGCAAGAGCACGCUUAAUAGCAUCAAGGAGUGGUAUCGACAGGGCCGCGGGUUCAAUAAGACGGCCAUCCCCAUCCUCGUUGGCACGAAAUACGAUCACUUUGUCAACUUCCCUCCCCAAGACCAGGAGGAGAUUUCGAACCAGGCAAGGCGGUUUGCCAAGGCAAUGAGGGCGGCUCUGAUCUUUUCGAGCACCAGCCAUAGCAUCAACGUGCAAAAGAUUUUCAAGAUUGUGUUGGCCAAGGCGUUUGACCUGAAGUGCACAAUUCCCGAAAUCGAGAACGUUGGCGAACCCUUACUGCUCUACCAGUCCGUAUGA